GGCUCUGGGCUUGGAGGGGGCACACUAGCAUGCGCGGGACGCUUGGGGACUGGAAGGGUGCGCCGCGGGGCAGACGGAACGUGCAGGGGGUCGCGCGGGCAAGAAGGGACUCAGACGCUCAGGACCCAAAGGGGAAGCACAGGCUGUGGCGUUGCGAGAGGAGGAAGACGCGCAGGGUAUGAACCUGGGCACGCUCAUCUCGGGGGACCUGAAGGAGAGGGACUCGUGGAGAGUUGAGGGGUGUUUUGGAGGCGAAACACAAGGACCGCGCACAGGACUUGAAGGACUACAGGAAGGUGGGGGACUCAGCCCAGCGGUCUCCUGCGCUGUGUCAGAGUGGAGUGGCUGGAGUCGCUGUGUGAAGCCCUGCCAGGCCUCCUACCAUGUAUGCCGGAGGCGUGUCCUGCAGAAGCUGAGGAAUGGGGGUGUUCCCUGCCCCCCGCUGGAAGAGCAGGUGGGCUGUGUGGAGUACUGGAGCCACCAGGGAGUGGAGUGCCAGCAGUCCUUGAUCCCUACUUUGAUAACCAGAGGCAGCUAUGGGAAAGAGCAGGAAAAGCAAGAUAUUCCCAAGAAACAGGCAACAGCAGGAACAAGAUGUUGCUGUGGCGAGCAGCCGGCCACUCCCGGUGCGGAGGGACCUGGGAGAAACUAGAGCAGCUCCGGCCUUGUUCCUGCCCUGUGGUCCACAGCCUUGUCUCCGUCUAGCAUCCAUGCCCCCUAACCAUCCAGAACCCCUCUUUCCAAAGCCUCUGGGAUGGCAGGGCGACUGCAGGGCUUGGGAUCCCACAGGACCAAUGAGUGGGGAGAAGUCUGCAAUUUUGAGACUGAAGGAACAAGGCUUGUCGUUACGUUGACACUGAAAAUAGCUUUAUGCUUCCACUCAGUGCCAGCUGAGUCACAGCCCUACUGACAUCUCCCGCCCUUCAGGGCUUCCCAAAUUUCAUUUCCCAAACACACGCUCCUGGCCUUUGCCCUAUCUAUUCUCCUUAUCGUACACUUGAUUUUUUAAUGAACUCUCUACUUCCUUCCUGCCCUCCCUCCCU
Molecule: messenger RNA, 1043 nt
Organism: Cebus imitator (Panamanian white-faced capuchin)
Lineage: Eukaryota; Metazoa; Chordata; Mammalia; Primates; Cebidae
Product: somatomedin-B and thrombospondin type-1 domain-containing protein-like
Exons: 4
Coding region: 179-652 (157 amino acids)
Source: RefSeq, a predicted model, not a curated record